Molecule: messenger RNA, 1110 nt
Organism: Nicotiana tabacum (common tobacco)
Lineage: Eukaryota; Viridiplantae; Streptophyta; Magnoliopsida; Solanales; Solanaceae
Product: vacuolar protein sorting-associated protein 29
Biological process (GO): retrograde transport, endosome to Golgi
Cellular component (GO): retromer complex
Source: RefSeq, a predicted model, not a curated record
CAAGUAAAAGGGCAAAGUUGAGAACAAAUUGAAAAUACCAAAAAGGUAACAAAACGGCGUCGGAUCCUCCAUGGUUUCAGCGAUCAAACCGGUGCUGGAGUGUCAACGACAAAGCAGAGAGGGUUUAAUGGGCAAAACCGAUUAGAUUAAUAAUUCUUCAAAUUCCUUGAUUUUGGUUGAAGUGGUAUCUCAGAUUGUCGAUCGUAUAUUGAAAUUUUGAGUAGGUGAUUGAUUUGGAGGAGGAUGGUGCUGGUAUUAGCAUUGGGCGAUCUUCACAUCCCGCAUAGGGCUGCUGAUCUUCCCGCUAAGUUUAAGUCUAUGCUUGUUCCUGGAAAGAUCCAACAUAUCAUCUGUACUGGUAACCUCUGCAUUAAAGAGGUUCAUGAUUACUUAAAGACUCUUUGUCCUGACUUGCAUAUUGCUAGAGGCGAGUAUGAUGAGGAGACACGUUACCCCGAGACCAAGACGCUAACAAUUGGUCAAUUUAAGCUUGGACUAUGCCAUGGCCACCAGGUUAUUCCAUGGGGUGACUUGGACUCAUUAGCCAUGCUUCAAAGGCAAUUGGAUGUUGACAUACUUGUGACUGGCCACACCCAUCAGUUCACAGCAUACAAACAUGAAGCAGGGGUUGUUAUAAAUCCGGGAUCUGCUACUGGUGCCUACAGUAGCAUCACAUAUGAUGUCAACCCUAGCUUUGUUUUAAUGGACAUUGAUGCCCUGCGUGUUGUGGUCUAUGUUUAUGAACUCAUCGAUGGAGAAGUCAAAGUUGACAAGAUUGAUUUCAAGAAGACAACAACACAGAAUGCUAACUGAAUAGCAGAAUAGUAAUUCAGCUGAUUUUGGUGGAAUCUUAAGAGUUGAUAAGACAUUAUAUUCCUUUGUUUGCUUGCUUCCAAGGCAUUUUCGGCUGCCUUUGUUCUUUAUUUUCCUGUUGCUUCUGAUUAUUCAGGUUUAUGUCCAGUUACUCGAGUCAGUGUGCAUUGAGAAUUCAGUUGGUUAAAUUGGUAAGUCUUCUGGGGGAAAAGGGGUUGGAAAAAGUCCACUGUUUAUUAUGCUACUAAAUUCCUUUUUUUUUUUUUUAAUAUAUAUGUUCGUAAGUUGAUAGACUGA